AUGCCUGGUACUGUUGCAGUCCUUAGGACGAGUCCUGUUCGUAUCGGUGCACAGCUGGACGAGUCUCAAGCUUAUUUUCACAGACUAUUCUGGACGUUUUCACCAUGUAUCGAGGCAUUCCAUCAUUGCAAGCCCCUAGUUAGUAUUGACGGCACCCAUCUCUAUGGCAAGUAUGAGAAAACGUUGCUUGUCGCGAUUGCACAGGACGGGAACUCCAACAUACUCCCUGUGGCAUUCGCAUUAGUCGAGGGUGAGAAUGCUGAGUCGUGGGCCUUCUUUCUCUCCUACCUGCGUGAGCAUGUGACACUGCAGCCGGGUCUGCUGGUUAUAUCGGAUAGGCAUAACGGCAUCAAGGCCGCGCUUGAGGCUCCUAACAGAGGAUGGUUACCUCCGUCUGUAUACCGGAUAUUCUGCAUUCGACAUGUAGCGGCAAAUUUUGCCCUAGCCUUCAAGGGCAAAGACGCAAGGAGGCUACUUAUGAAUGCGGUGUACGCUAAGACCGAGGUCGAGUUCCAUUACUGGUUUGAUAUUCUGAGGUCUAAUGACCCGGCGAUGUGUGACUGGGCGAACCGGAUUGAGUAUUCAUUGUGGACACAGCAUUGUGAUGAGGGGCGUAGAUUUGGACACAUGACGACGAAUAUCUCUGAGUGUGUGAACUCAAUCCUCAAGGGUGUCAGAAACCUUCCUGUGUGCUCGCUAGUGAAGGCAACAUACGGAAGGUUGGCCGAAUUAUUUGUUCGCAAAGGGAGAGAGGCUGAGGCACAGCAGGGAACCGGACAACAAUUUAGUCAGCACUUGGUGAAGUGUAUUGAUAAACGAAAUUUAGCAUGCCGAUUUAGAAUUCAAAGAUGA
Molecule: messenger RNA, 852 nt
Organism: Arachis duranensis
Lineage: Eukaryota; Viridiplantae; Streptophyta; Magnoliopsida; Fabales; Fabaceae
Exons: 1
Coding region: 1-852 (283 amino acids)
Source: RefSeq, a predicted model, not a curated record